This is a messenger RNA of Lytechinus pictus (painted urchin), 5721 nucleotides long. RefSeq names its product equilibrative nucleobase transporter 1-like. The transcript is spliced from 11 exons. The coding region runs from base 466 to 2370 and encodes 634 amino acids. NCBI's taxonomy places the organism in Eukaryota, Metazoa, Echinodermata, Echinoidea, Temnopleuroida, Toxopneustidae. The record is from RefSeq and is a predicted model, not a curated record.
AAUGAGAGAGAGAGGGGGGAGGGGGGAUGGGAGGGGUGGAGCACGAUAGAGGGAUGUCGUCAGUUAUCAGCCAGGAUCAGAGAACAGGACAAAACGAGACAAUAAUUUUUUUCUUCAAAUACUUGUCAGUGAUAACCGUGUCCUCGUAAAACAAAAAGGUAAACUCAAUCACCAAAGGAUGUGACAUCUUCUACUCACUGAUUGUAAACGACUCAACUUGGCAUGAUUAGUUCUUAGGUCGAUGUUCAAGUUUAAUUGCGCGGCUGGUUCUUGCAAUACUCUGAACACAUUUCGUCAGACUAGGCCCAUAUACUUACAAAUAGCGAGCAAGAUGUGAAAAGUUUCAUUGAUAUGCGAAAACCUAAUUAAGCCUGUUCAUCUGAUUUAGGAAAAUCCUAACUCCGUUGUCUUCAUAAACAGUUUGAACACGUGCCGAAUAGAGGAUUGUCAUUGCUGUGAUUGAUCAUGCAAAUAAGAAGCGUAGUCGCCGUCGUCUUCGGGGCCCUGGAGAACCUCAUCCACGCUGGCAUCAUCUUCGGUUGGCCCUCUCUCGUAUUCGUCCUCAAGGAUAUUGGUUACUAUGGCAACAAAUGCCCAGCUGACCCGACCCCAACAGGUGCUCCUACAAGAAACGCUACAAACAGUGGCCGACUCGACAGUUCGAUCACCACCAUGCCAAUCUCGCCGACGAUGACGACGACGUCGUCGACGGAUGAAGUGUUUUGUGAGGAGCAGGAUGCAGCCCUGGUGUUGGUGUAUACUGUAGCCACCGUGAUGCUCCCGCUUAGUAUGUUACCAGCAGGAUAUCUUCUUCUCAUAGUUGGUAGCAGAAUAUCUAGGAUUGUCUUCAGUAUAAUGAUGGUAUGUGGAUACGUGUGUCUGGCCAUGAGUUCACCCGAAAUACCAAGCCUGCUGUAUCCUGCAUCAAUCUUACUAGGUGCAGCAGGACUCAUCAUUAUCCUCGCAAGCUUUGAGAUAGCAAAUCUAUUUCCAACUCAAAAGUCGACCGUGAUCGGGGUGAUGAAUGGUUGUUACGACACUUCAACCCUUAUCUUCUUUCUAAUAAAGAUCGCUUACGAGAACGGAAUUUCAUUAGAGGUCUCCUCCCUAGCGCUGGCAUGUACUACCGUCUUCUUUUUUGUCAAUAUAUGCCUUCUUCCCCGGCAUCAUAUUCCCUGGCCACUCCCUGAUGACUACUUCCUUCAUGUGCCCUGCUUACCCGAUCCCGAAUUCGAUACGAUCAGCGAGGUUGAGAUGGUCGUCGAGAACGAGAAUGGGAUGGUGCUUUGUUCUGCGGAAGGCGAUCUCACAACGAGCCGCACACUUUGUGACGUAGGAACGCAAACGUUCGAGUUUGAUAAUCUCGGGUUUGAGGACCCGGUGGUGACGAAAGUAAAAAAGAGAGUGUCCUUACAUGUUGAGGAUAUCAUCAAUGAACGCCGUGCAUCGAAACAGAGUUGGAGCACCGGCAUUACCGGGGAACGGCGUUUAUCCAAGCAAAGUUGGAACAUCGGGGAACGGCGUUUAUCCAAGCAAAGUUGGGACACCGGGGACCGACGUUUAUCCAAGCAAAGUGUGAACAGUAAAAUAAGCUCAAGGAACUCGUUAGAUAGCCGCAUGAGUCAGAAAGAGCUCGCCAAGAGACGAGAGAGCAUUCAUGAAGAGAAUUCAGAACUGAAAAGGGAUGAGGCCUACCCAACAUUCUUUUCCUGUUUGAAGAGUCCGAUGUUUUUCUUCAUGUCGUUUUGGGCCAUCGUCAUCCAACUCCAACUGCUCUUCGUUUUGGCGAUUAUGAACCCUUGGCUUACGUGGCUAGCCGACGGUGAUAUUGAUGUCGUGAGUCAAUACACUAAUGUGCUUGCGUUGAUGAGUUUUGUGAGUAUGAUUGGAGGACCCCUUGGAGGUCUGCUAUUAGAUAGGAGAAAACUCACCUUGUGUGCAGCACCACUGGAAUCAGAACCUGCGUAUGGUCCAUUGACUGAUCUGCGAAACAGUUGGUUGGCAGUGACUUGCACGACUGUUAUGUCAAUCGCCUACUCGGUAUGCAUGCUGGUUCGAAUCCUCCCUCUCCAGUAUUUGACCUUUGCCCUCUUGACCUUGUGUAGGUCAAUGUUGUAUGGCGUAUCGGCAGGUGUGGUUCCACUCACGUUUCCGAUGAAAUUCUAUGGGAUCGUUUAUGGUAUGACCUACUUAUUAAUAGGUAUCUGUGGCUUCCUACAAUAUCCACUUUUCAUCCUGAUCCAAAACGUGCUCAUGGGUGACCCUCAAUAUGUCUUGAUCGGAUUUAUUGUGGCCAAUGUUCUAACUUUUUCCUAUCCUAUCUACAUCAUUUACCACGUGAAAACCAGAAUGGCUCAGCAUCCGGGAUAGUAUACACUCGUCAUCUCAUAUGCGAGAAAAAUAUACAACGUUUUCAUUAAAUUUUGUACGUUUUCUUCAUAAAAAAUAGAUUAAAUAACCUUGCAUGCUGUCGUACAAAUUACUGUUUAACAACCUUACAAAACUGCUAGACAAUAUAGCAGAAUGUCUUUUUGUUAAUUCCUGUUUCGAACAAAACAAAACUUUCAAGGAAUGAGUGUUUUUUACCGUGUGACGUCAGUUCUUUUAGUCGGUUGCUCUUCAUGAUCAAUUUUCAUAUCCGUUUGAUUGGCAUUUUUGGUUCGCUUUAAUAAUGAUGAUGUAAAAUGAUGCUGAUAUUUACAAGUUAUACAUUAUCAUCUGUACGGGACAUAGCUAUUAAAUAGCUCGUCCGUCACAGCUGCCGAUGUGAAAAGAGUAUUUAAACGGUCAAUGCCAACAUUGGUCAAAUGUUUAUGAUAUAAGAGAGUCCGACCAAUAAUUUUGAUGAUUCAUUACCUGUUUAUGAAAGAUUACCCAAUUUUUGUGUUGAUUUUAUCCACUUUUCUUAUCAGACAGAUAUUCACAAAUAUAUUGAUUGUUUUGACUUAUACCUAUUAGGAGCGUCACGUGGAUGUAAAAGUUGAUUUAAAGAUUACAUUGAAAAAAAAGAAAAUAUGCACAAAAUAUCAAAUUACGAAACAUCAUGUAUCGCGUACCUAUUUUUUGAAAAUGUGUGUCUCAAAUGACCUAUACCAGUUCACUGUUAAGCCUCAUAUUUUAGGGUGAAAUGUUCAACCAUCCGAUGAUCUAGAAACUUUUAAAAAAUAAAUGCAAAUACACACCCUUCUUUCUGGUUUGUAUUGCAUUCACGUAGCUAAUUCAAAUAUGAAUAUUUUAAUAUGCAGUUCACAUAUCUGAUUACUGUUACGGGGACUUCUCAGAGACUAUCUUUAAUCCUUUUUGUAAUAGAAGAUAGCAGAUAACAUCUUUGGAAUGUGUUUAUUCUUGGAUAAAUGCGGUUUAAUUUCAAAGGCUAUCAGACCCAAAUUCAGGUUAAUCAUUCGGGAUAUACAGUGAUGCUCAAAAGUUAGUGAACCCCACUCGAAAAUGAACAUAUUUUAGAAUCUUUCAUUUCUGCCAUGUUUUAGAUAUUAAAUUUUGAUUUCAGGUGAUAAAAUAUUACAUUAAAACAAGUUUGUUUCUAUUGGCUCACAAAACAUGGUAAUGAGGUUGUUUUCAUUUACCCUCAUCAUGAAGGAGCGCAUUCUGUGAAGGGGUUCACUAACUUUUGAACAAAAGUGUACAUCCCUUAAAUCUAGGAACAUCCAGGUUGUUUAAAAAAUAUAUCAAAUUCAGUUGUCGGGCUUAAACAACGUGCAUAUAACUUCUUUACAUUGUACACAGGCUAAUGAUAAUGCCUGUAGUAUUUUUAUUUCAUGAGAUGAGGGAUAGGAGGGCAUACGUGCUAUGUCGGGAAUCGAACUCAUGAUUUUAACGAGUAUCGGUGUUUUUGACCAACUCAAUCAAGGCACCUCGAGUACCUUCUUAUUACCAUAAUAUUAUGUUUCAUAGUAGUUCAGGAUUUUAUGUAACCAAGGUUUCAUAGCAAACCAAAAACAGUGAGUAUUCAUUUAUUGUUUAUCGUUUAUCAACCCAUACGAAUGAAUUGUAUACGUCUGUUGUUCGUCUCGAUACUCUGGUCUAGCACAAUUUAAAGAAGAGCGUCCUAAUGUACCCCAGACCGUCACUUACAUACAGACCGCUAAAUAAAACAGUUUUUUUAUUGAUAAAAUAGAUGUCGUUGUGAAACGUAUGCAUCGAGAUAGAGCAGAAGAAAAAAAUAUAUUUUCUAUGUAUGCCGCAUUUCCAUUUUUAAUAUUUAAUAUCCUUAUUCAUAUAUGGGAUUUUGCUCUUGCCCGUCGGCGACUUUUUUCAAUCAUGCACUGACAUGAGAGGGCUGUUUUGGAGGCUUUGAAUCAGACUACAAAUCUUGGAACUUUUUCAUAGUCUUCCCUCAUUUUUUUUCAAAAUCAUUGCAAAAUCGUCCUAGGAGAGAAUCGAACUUACGGCUUGUGCUAUAUCAAUCGAGCUGAUCGACGAGUUGGAAGUUACGCUUUAUCCUAACGUUUCAUGUCGCCAGGAAUAUUUAUGAGGCGUAGUCUGACUAAACAACCCAAUUAUAUCGUAAUUUCUUAUUCGUGAAAAAGUUACGGCCCCGGUCUACUGCCCUCUCAUGCCAGGUAAGUCUGCGAAUCGAACGUAGAAGACGAGAUGAGUUAGGGUUAGGUGAAAAAGUAUUGACGGGAAAAUAAAAUCACUACCCGUCUUUUCCCACCAUUUGUUUCCUAUUUAGGACAUAUUUAUUUAUUUUUUGUCCCUAGAAGCUUUAAGUUCAGUUACGUAUGACAUUACGAACAACUUGAUUUGUUAAAGGGGUAUUGGCUGAAAAUGAUUUGAAGAAAUAAUUAAAGUAAAUUCAGAUAAACAAAACAGAGAGUUUCUUAUUAAAAUCUGACAAGGAAUAACAAAGUGAUGACAUUUUUUUUCAUUAUUGCGGUAGAACAGUUCUACGGAUGUCUUUAUGAAUAUGUGAUGAGCAAGUUGAUGAUUUCAGAUCACCAUUUAUUUUGUAUUUCAUUAUAUGAAAUUAGAUUUAUUACAUUUUUCCACCAAGAAUAACAAAAUUAUAGGAAAGGCAGCUUAUUGGGACAUGACACCAUCAGCCCUUUUAUUGUGCAUUCAUGGCGGCGUGCAUAUAACUGUUUAACACAAAAUAUCACUAAAGUAUAACAUUCAAUGAGUUUAUUAUUUGUUAUUACAUUUGGAUAAAAUGUUCAACACCUUGUUGAAUGAAUUUAAUUAUAUAUUCCUUUUAUAUAAUUGUUUUCAACCUGAGUACCCUUUUAAGUUCAAAAUGGGAUGUCUGAAGUUUUGAUAACUUUUUAUUCUUCAGAAAAGCGCUAUAUAUACAAAACCUACCCUUGUUAUGGAUAUGUUUUAUUAUUAAUAUAAUUUUCAAUCUAAUUUAGAUGUGUAUCUCAGAUGCACAUUUUAAUCAUCAGCUUGAAUCACUUUCAAGCCUAUUAAUCGGUUGGUCUCCUGCAUUCCUCUAAGUUAUCAUUUUGUUAAAUGAUAAAUAAUAAUGAAUGUAAUAAUACAAUUUGUCGAUAUUUAUUAUCAUUGCUUAUAUUACGACCAAUGUAACAUUGUUUUGUACUUUUGUUAUAAAUCUAUUACCUUUAUGUCAUAUUGUAUACUCAUCACUGAUGUGAAUGUAGAGAUUAAAAAAAAUCAAUCAAUAAUAAAUGCAUCAAAUAUGCGUCAUCGAUCAGGAAGACUACUCUUAGGAAUGGAAGAAUAAAAUAAAGUUACAGGAGUAUU